AUGUUGUGCUCUACCAUCUCAGCAAACCCGUUGAAGCUCGACGUGCGCAGUCACUGGAAAUGCCUCAUCAUCUGUUCCAUCGCUACCAUCUCGACCUUUCAGUAUGGUCUGGACUAUGCACUUGUGGGCGGCUUUAUAUCGAUGCCUGGGUUUCUCCAAGUAUAUGGCUACUACGACGAUGAGCUGAAGGAGUGGGACAUCGAUCAUAAGCCGACCGUCCAGCAACUCAUUUCAUCCUUAGUCACGAUAGGGACAUUCGUGUCUUCUUUGCUGGUCGGACCGUUCGGCAACAGGUUCGGGCGGAAGACCGGACUCUGGAUUGCGUCCGUGCUGAACUUCGUUGCCACUGCUAUCAUGCUCGGUACGACGAGCGUCGGAGCGCUAUACUUUGCACGCCUCUUGCUAGGGUUCUCUGUUGGCUGGUUCUUGACUUUCAGCCAGCUAUACGUUCACGAGGCCGCUCCGGCACAUCUGCGUGGAAUCACGUUCGCUGUCUACCAGAUCCAGCUGUCUGUUGGAUCCAUUGUCGGUGCGGCGACUGAUUACGGCACCCACACCAUCAACGGUAGGCGAGCGUACCAGAUUCCACUCGCCAUUUUCUUCGCUGCUCCGACAAUCCAAGCCAUGGCGCUGUUCUUCUUUCCAGAGACGCCUCGUUGGCACAUGGUCCAGGGUAAAGAGGACAAAGCCGAGGUGGCUCUACUACAGCUCCGGAACCCCAACAUCGAUGAGUUAGAAUUCCAAGCAGAGCUGAACGAGAUCCGAGGCUCGACCCGAGAGCAACUGGAGCAGAACAAGAAGGCUCUAUUCCUCGAGAUGUGGCGAGGCACCAAUCUCAGACGUACUCUUCUAUCGAUAGGCGUAAUAUGUUUCCACUGUGCAAGUGGCUCCUCCUGGGUGAACACAUACACAACGUACUUUCUUUCGAUCGCCGGGGUGAAGGAGCCACUCGCAUUAUCUGUCAUGAUGACAUGUAUGGGCCUGAUCGGUGUUCUCUGCAGCGUAGCAUUCGUCCGCCUCUUUGAUCGACGCACGAUAAUGCUGGCAGGCGUGCUAGCUUGCGCGUUCGCACAGCUUGCACCAGCCAUCGCUUGGUCGGUUGCUCCGGGUUCGACAGCAGCUGGGAAGGUGGUGGUAGCCUUCAUCGCGAUCUUCACCUUCUCGUAUACCGCAUACGCGCCCUAUGCCUGGCUGCUCGGAGGUGAAUAUCCGAAUAACCAGCUCCGAGGGUACUGCUUCGGCCUGGCCGCAGCCGUGAACUUCCUAGGAAACUGGCUUGGCACCUUCACCGCGCCGUACUUCAUCAAUCCCGCGAGUCUCGGGUGGGGUCCCAAGUAG
Molecule: messenger RNA, 1338 nt
Organism: Anthostomella pinea
Lineage: Eukaryota; Fungi; Ascomycota; Sordariomycetes; Xylariales; Xylariaceae
Source: the annotation of a GenBank genome assembly